Messenger RNA from Melanaphis sacchari, 975 nucleotides. Its product is annotated as adenosine kinase-like. Gene Ontology annotation, cellular component: nucleus; cytosol. The record is from RefSeq and is a predicted model, not a curated record. Gene Ontology annotation, molecular function: adenosine kinase activity. Gene Ontology annotation, biological process: purine ribonucleoside salvage. Lineage: Eukaryota; Metazoa; Arthropoda; Insecta; Hemiptera; Aphididae. Bases 1 to 975 code for a protein of 324 amino acids. The transcript has 6 exons.
AUGGACGUGAGUCCCGUCACCGACCAAUCGUGUCAAACGGACGUGAGUCCCGUCGUCGACGUGUGCGUUACAGACCAACUUUGUCAAACGGAAGAUGAGGACGGCAGCAGCGGCGAGUUGUACAGCAACGGCCACGACGCGAUUGCCGUCGGUCACGAAGUGGUCGGACGCUAUUACACCACAUUAUAUAACAACCAGGAAAACGUUUGGGAACUGUACUCGGAGAACGCCCAAUACUUGCAAACGAACGGGGACGGCUCGCGAACCGUGGCCACGGGCCGGCCGGAGUUACGCGAGCUAUUCAAAGCGGUUGGUGCUAGUGGCACGUUGACCCGAUUGCCGUUGAUCAACGUGAUCGGUGAUGCGAAAAACAUACAACCUACACUUUACAAAAAAUAUAACCAAACUAUUGUCAAACCUGGAAUGGUAGUGGGUUUUUGCAACCCACUAUUGGAUAUGACCGUGGUAGGAAACCACGAUUUAUUAGUUAAGUAUGGUCUGAAGAGUAAUGAUGUAAUUUUGGCCGGGGAAAAGCAAAGAGGACUAUAUGAAGAAUUAGAAAAAGAUCCGAACAUCCAAUACACUGUCGGAGGUUCGGGUCAAAAUUCCUUGAGAGUCGUACAGUGGAUAUUAGGAGCGCGGAAGUCUGCCACGUUUUUUGGUGCAGUCGGCAAUGAUCAAUACAGUGAAGUAUUAGAACGCGAGGCGAAUCGCGAUGGACUGGAUGUUAAGUAUCAACAUCAUUCUGACAAACCCACAGGAACAUGUGCAGUCAUAAUCACCAACGGUGGAAAAGACCGAUCACUGUGUGCAAAUUUAUCAGCAUCAAGAUGUUAUACUGACGACCAUCUGGAACUCCCAGAAAAUAAAGAAAUUCUCGAAAACGCACAGUUUUAUCUGGUGACUAAGGUAGAGCAUUUGCUAAGGCGGCUGGCUGGGAAACAUCUGACGCGGAAGAAAUUGCAAGAAGAUUAG